Messenger RNA from Ilyonectria robusta, 926 nucleotides. RefSeq lists its product as uncharacterized. Gene Ontology annotation, molecular function: oxidoreductase activity; zinc ion binding. The coding region runs from base 10 to 810 and encodes 266 amino acids. The record is from RefSeq and is a predicted model, not a curated record. The transcript has 2 exons. NCBI's taxonomy places the organism in Eukaryota, Fungi, Ascomycota, Sordariomycetes, Hypocreales, Nectriaceae. Gene Ontology annotation, cellular component: mitochondrion.
GUGGCCGCCAUGCUGCCGGCCCACCACGCCAUCCCCACCGGCACGGGUGCGCUGGCCGAGUACGUCCGCGUGCCGGCGCGGUACGUGGUGCGCAAGCCCGAGGGCGUCAGCUUUGGCGAUGCGGCCGGGUGCUUGCUGCCGGCGUUGACGGCGUGGCAGAUGGUCGAGGAGUCGGGCGUCAAGGAGGGCGACCGUGUGCUGGUUAACGCGGCGAGCGGCGGCAUCGGGACUAUGGUUGUGCAGAUGGUGCGCAAGGUCGUUGGGGACACGGGUUAUGUCGUGGGCAUCUGCAGUGGAAAGAAUGCGGAUAUGGUGAAGAGUUUGGGGGCUGAUGAGAUCAUCGACUACACCCAACACGACUCCCUAACCGCACACCUCACAGCCCGCUUCUCUGCAUCGCCCUUCAACACCAUCCUCGACACGUACGGCCUACAGGCGCUAUACCUCGCGUCGCCGUCCUACCUCGUCCCCAGCGGGCACUACUCGUCCGUCGGCAUCAAAGCACCAAACUUCUCCUUCCCAGACUUCCUGCGCGCCGUGGUGCAGAUGAAGCUCAACGAGUGGUGGCCCGUCUCGCGGUGGCUCGGCGGCGUGGGCCGGCGCUGGUGCGGCGUGGCCAUGAUGAAGCCCACGCUCGAGGACCGCCAGCGCAUCAUCGACAUGCUCGGCGCCGGCGACAUUCGCCUCGUGAGGGAUAGCGUGUGGCCCUUUGAGCAGGCCAAGGAGGCGUAUGCUAAGCUGGCUGGGUUGCACGCCCGGGGCAAGAUUCUCGUCAAGGUGGAUGCUGCUGUUGGAGACGAUGAGUGUUGAUAGCUGUUCAAUCAAAGCGGAAGACAGGGAGGACGUUUACGUGCGAUGGUCAUUUUGAUAUACUCCACUCUAUGUUUGCUCCGCGAUGGACUCGCAAUCGUAUAUUUAAUGAUGCA